AUGCUUAAGACGAAACAGGACCUCAUUUUUUCAAUUGUAUAUGAAGGAUUCGGAAAGUUCUUUAAGCUCAAGUCUCUCAUCAUCAGCAUCCUUACCGUCCCUCCCGUUGGACAGCUACCCAACGUACUCGUCGAAACACCACUUCCCAUUGAUGCCAACGUGCGUAUGAUGUCUAACCUGCGAUUAAACGCCCGCAUGAGCUACGCAACUGACGGUCAAAACUUGGAAAUCUGCCUCGUGCCUCGCUCCCGUAUAGGGAGAGAGAAAGGCGUUGAUAUGGGCGACUGGAUAGGAAAGAACCGGAGGGAUACUGGGGAGGAAGUGCCCAUAGGCGAGAGGACGGAAUCAAGUGUUCUGGUAUCGCAGAUGCGCGUCAUGCGGUACGACUUGAAGGAGGGCGACAAACUCCGCGGAUGUCCAAUCACGGUUCAGGCUUUCUAUCCUGAUAACAAAAUGUCUAAGAAGGAAGUUUGGGCGGCACUCACAAGGCCUCUAAAGACUCAGUAA
This is a messenger RNA of Clonostachys byssicola, 507 nucleotides long. NCBI's taxonomy places the organism in Eukaryota, Fungi, Ascomycota, Sordariomycetes, Hypocreales, Bionectriaceae. The record is from the annotation of a GenBank genome assembly.